Molecule: messenger RNA, 945 nt
Organism: Naumovozyma dairenensis CBS 421
Lineage: Eukaryota; Fungi; Ascomycota; Saccharomycetes; Saccharomycetales; Saccharomycetaceae
Exons: 1
Coding region: 1-945 (314 amino acids)
Source: RefSeq, a predicted model, not a curated record
AUGAGCAAACAAAUAAAAGCUUACUUAGAUAUUUCGAAUCCUUACUACCCUUUCCGAUAUUUUAUACUACAACAAAUAAUACUAUUAACAAAAAUAUUAUCAGUUUACUGUACUUCAGACAAAGUAAAGAUGUUUAAAGGUACUGCUUUCAUAUCCUUCCUAUUUUGCAUAACGACAAUCUCAUUACUUUCAAUAACACAAGUUUCCUCGAAAAACGUUGUGAAUUUAGAAACAUUUAAGGACUCUAACGGGAAACUACAUAAAAGAUUAUUACCAGGCAAUAAUAUCCUAGAGAAUACAAAUUUAAACGAGGGAAAUCCAACAUUAUCAAAAAGAUCUCUCAAUAAGAAACCUUUCAAUUUAAAUGAUAUAUUUUCUCCAACAUCAUCACACCAAGAUACCGGUAGAGAAACCAGCGAAUUCCAUAUCGUUGCGUUAGAUUCUAAACUACCAUUGUUUAAGGAGAUUGAAUUGUUUGCAAGUUAUAUAAGGAACGAUCCUGAAACAUAUACCAAAUUAUCAGAUUCUAAUCAAGAUCUUAUCAUAAUCGCACCAACAAAUAACGCUAUCGUUAAUCUAUCUUUGAAACCAUGGCAAUUUCCAAGAGAUAUCUCUAAAUUGGAAGAUGAAAAAGCUUCAGAACUGGAUAUUGAUUUGGCAAUAGAUGAGAAUAUUUCCCAAUUUGUAAGAUCUCAUAUCGUCGCUUAUGACGAUAAUAGAUCAAAUAUAUUGGAAACCCCAAAGAAAGGUGAAGUAUUAUUGAAAAGUGUCAACGGGAAUGAAAUCCUUUUGAAAAGAAAUGAAGUGGGUUCUUUGGAAAACGAUUUUUGUAUCGCUUCAACAAGAGAUAAUAUCUAUCACCCUGUAGAAAGAAUUAUUACCAGUGAAAAUGGUGUGAUUUUGAUCAUUGAUUCAUGUUUAGAAUGGCCAGAUGAUACAGCUUAA